Anolis sagrei ordinatus is the source of this 3694-nucleotide messenger RNA. RefSeq names its product solute carrier family 6 member 8 (gene SLC6A8). Gene Ontology annotation, cellular component: plasma membrane. The record is from RefSeq and is a predicted model, not a curated record. Gene Ontology annotation, molecular function: gamma-aminobutyric acid:sodium:chloride symporter activity. NCBI's taxonomy places the organism in Eukaryota, Metazoa, Chordata, Lepidosauria, Squamata, Anolidae. Gene Ontology annotation, biological process: sodium ion transmembrane transport.
GGCGCUUCAGCAGCAGAAGAGGCAGAAGCAGAGGCAGCGGUAGGCACAGAAGCGUCCCAAGGAGAGGCAGCCUCGCCGCGGACGGGAAGGGCUCCCUUUUCUCCCCGCUCCCAUCCUUCUUCCCCUCCGGGUGGGCUCCUGUGGGGGUCCUCCCCCCCCUCCGUUUCUCUCUCUCGGCAGCAGCAGCAGCCCCUCCGCCGCCGCCCUCCCACAGCCGCCUUUCCCCCUCCCCGCGCCCAUUGACCACAUGAGGUUUUUCAGGUUGACCUUCAAGUGCUUCGUGGAUUGCUUCUGAUCCCCCCCCUCCCUCCCCCGUGUGCUCCCGCGGACAGACCCUUCCUUCCUUCCCCUCACCUCCCUCCCCCAGGCCAGACCCAGACCCACGACUACAGAGAUCCCCCCCCCAAUUCCUCCCUCUUUCCAAGCCGCCUUCGCUUCGCCCCGAUCCGCCUGGAGGGGGGCGGCCGAGACUCCGGGGCUCCCCCCGGAGCGAUGGCGAAAGGGGCUUCUUCGGAAGGAGGAGGGGGAGGAGGAGGAGGAGGAGGCAUCUACAGCGUCUCCUCCGGCGACCAACUCGACAAGAAGUCGGGGGGCCCCACCGCUUCUGCCACCGUGGCCGUGAUGUGCCAGGGAGCCGGCAAAGGGGAGCCCCUGGAGCCCCAUCCCCUGCCGCCCCCCUUGGCCCUGCCGCCCCCGCAGAGGGAGACCUGGACCCGGCAGAUGGACUUCAUCAUGUCCUGCGUGGGCUUCGCCGUGGGGCUGGGCAACGUCUGGCGCUUCCCUUACCUGUGCUACAAGAACGGAGGAGGUGUGUUCCUCAUCCCUUACCUUCUUAUUGCCCUCAUUGGCGGGAUUCCCAUCUUCUUCCUGGAAAUUUCCUUGGGGCAGUUCAUGAAGGCCGGGAGCAUCAACGUGUGGAACAUCGCACCACUUUUUAAAGGACUGGGGUUUGCAUCCAUGGUGAUUGUCUUCUACUGCAACACCUACUACAUCAUGGUGCUUGCCUGGGGUUUCUACUACCUGGUGAAGUCCUUCACGGCCACCCUGCCCUGGGCCACCUGCGGGAACCCGUGGAACUCCCUGGAGUGUGUUGAGAUCUUCCGGCACGAAGACUGCGCCAACGGCACUGCCCAUGGCAACCUGACCUGUGAUGAACUUUCUGACAAAAGGUCACCCGUCAUCGAAUUCUGGGAGAACAAAGUGCUGAAUCUUUCAGGAGGCCUAGAGUUCCCUGGGGCCAUCAAUUGGGAGGUGACCCUGUGCCUCAUCGCCUGCUGGGUCCUUGUCUAUUUCUGCGUCUGGAAGGGUGUCAAGUCCACAGGAAAGAUUGUCUACUUCACUGCUACAUUCCCUUAUGUGGUGCUCAUAAUACUACUUAUUCGAGGGGUGAUGCUGCCUGGAGCUCAGGAUGGGAUCAUCUACUAUCUCAAACCCGACUGGUCCAAACUGGCUGCCCCUCAGGUGUGGAUCGAUGCCGGGACCCAAAUCUUUUUCUCGUAUGCCAUAGGACUGGGGGCACUCACUGCCCUGGGCAGCUAUAACCGGUUCAACAACAAUUGCUAUAAAGACGCCAUCAUCCUGGCGCUUAUCAAUAGUGGGACCAGCUUCUUCUCUGGCUUCGUGGUUUUCUCCAUUCUGGGCUUCAUGGCAGCAGAGCAGGGAGUAGACAUCUCCAAAGUGGCCGAGUCAGGGCCCGGACUGGCAUUUAUCGCAUACCCACGAGCAGUCACUCUGAUGCCAAUUGCUCCACUCUGGGCUGCCCUCUUCUUCUUCAUGUUGUUGCUCUUGGGCUUAGAUAGCCAGUUUGUGGGUGUCGAAGGCUUUAUCACCGGCAUCCUGGAUUUCUUCCCAGCCACCUACGCCUUCCGAUUCCAGAGAGAGGUCACUGUGGCUGUCACCUGCAUCGUCUGCUUCUUCAUUGAGUUGUCGAUGGUGACUGAGGGGGGCAUGUAUGUCUUCCAGCUCUUCGAUUACUAUUCUGCAAGCGGCACAACACUUCUGUGGCAGGCCUUCUGGGAGUGUGUGGUGAUCGCUUGGGUUUACGGUGCCGACCGUUUCAUGGAUGACAUCGCCUGCAUGAUUGGCUACCGGCCCUCCUCAUGGAUGAAGUGGUGCUGGAUGUUCCUGACCCCUCUCGUCUGCCUGGGCAUCUUUUUUUUCAAUGUUGCCUACUACAAGCCAUUGAUCUACAACAACAGUUAUACCUACCCCUGGUGGGGAGAAGCCAUCGGCUGGGGCUUUGCACUAUCCUCCAUGCUAUGUGUCCCUCUUACCGCCCUCUACAAACUCAUCCGUGCCAAGGGAACGCUGGCAGAGCGCUGGCACCACCUCACCCAACCCAUCUGGGGGUUGCACCAUUUGGAAUACAAGGUGCCCGAAUCCGAUAUUGGUGUCCUGACCACGUUGACUCCGGUCUCAGAUGGGAGCGCCAAAGUUGUCAUCUUGGAAAGCGUCAUGUGACCAACAUCUGCUCACUGUACCCUAACAAGAGGCAUCAUUUCUCUGUGCCACUCGACCCCUGGGUUUCGGUUGGGGUGGGAGGGGGAUGCGCGUCGCCUGCCACGAGCUAAGUUGGGGGGCGGUGCUCCCUAUGUGUUGGGAAACGGUAUUAUUGGUUCUUUAUCCACUUCCCACCUUUACCUCUCUGGGCCCAGAAUUAACCCUGGCUGAGCAGGAGAGAUAUAGCCAACCGCUUCGAUCUCUGAGCGGAAGGUGGGAGCUUCAAAGGCCAUAGGGGGGGUGGGAGGGACAGGGGGAAAAGAGAGCCUUAGAUUUACAUUUUUUUAAAAAGAAGAAAACAUUAUUUUUUAAAGAUAAAGUAUUUUAAAUUUCUAUAUAUAUACAUUAUAUAUAAAUAAAAUAAAUAUAUAUAUAUGUAUUUAGCCAAAUGCAUGGGAGGCAGCGUACCCUCCCACCAAAUGGGUUGUAUUUUUGGGAUCCAGAAUUCCUAAACUUUUAUUCCCCUGCUCUCUGCAAUGAUAACUAGCUUGAGAUGGGAGGCCUGAUUCCCAUCUCCAACUGGUGUGGGGCAUGCGGAGUCACAGAGGCAAUUGGAAACGCAAGAAGGGCUAGGAAGGGCAUUGGGAACAAGGACACCUGGGUGCUAGUUGCCAUUUUGGAUGGGGAGACAAAACCAGUAGUUUGCAGCAAACAGCUAGGACCCUCUCCUCAACUCUUUCCCAAUUGGGUUGAGUUGUUAAAUUAGCUCCUUCGGGUUGUUGUAGGUUUUUUCGGGCUACAUGGCCAUGGUCUAGAGGCACUUUCUCCUGACGUUUCGCCUGCAUAAAAACUCCAACCAUCACCCAAGUCAAAAAAGAAGCACCAUUAAAGCCUUGGCAGACCGUGCAAAAAGAAUCUGCGAACCCCACCUCCUCCAAGAAGAACUGAACCACCUCAACUGGGCUCUCCAGGCCAAUGGAUACUCCACCUCAGACAUCAGAAGAGCUGCAAGACCAAGAACAAGCCACGAGAGUAAAGAUGAAGAUCCACCCAGAGGAAAAGUGUUUUUGCCAUACAUCAAGGGAACCACUGACCGCAUAGGGAAGCUGAUGAGGAAACACAACAUACAAACCACCUACAGACCCACCAAGAAAAUCCAACAAAUGCUGCGUUUAGCAAAGAACAAGAGGGAUCCUCUCGCUUCUGCAGGAGUCUACCGUAUUCCACGCAACUGUGGACAAGUCUACAUAGGGAC